CCGUAGACUUCCGUAGUGAUCAGAUUCAAACUUAGAUAUUUUUGCAUGUCUGGCCUAUGUUUACCAUCUCUCUCUCUCUCUCGUUCUCUUUCUCUUUCACUUUCUGAACCAGGAAGGAGCGGACCACUUCGAAUGGUAUACUUACCUUUGCAUGAGCUCUCUCUUAACCACAACAGACUGGUACUAAGUUGUAAUAGCCUAAUGUAGGUUAUUUUACUCUUUUGUAAGUACAUUUUCGGAAUAACCCAAGUAUUUCAAGUAUAUUUUAAAGCUUUUCUUUAAGAAGGACUUUCCAUAUUAAGAAGACCCAAAACGGAACUCGUCAGUCACUUCAGGAAAAUACUUUUGUUUCUCAAAUCUUAAACUCUUUUUAUAUUAUCAACCAACUCCAUCGAACUAAUGGAUCUAAUAAUUCAGGCUUUCUUGUAUGGGACAUGUUUCGUCAGCUUCAUUAUGGGACUUCAUGAAACAGUCCAGAAGGACUUUGGAGAUGUGUUGUUCAUUCCUCUGUAUAAUCACACAGAAGUGAAAAUUGUGUUCCAGUCAUCUCAGUCUGUCAAACAUGCUGCCUUCUGCAAAGUCCAUGGAGAUCUUGUGAACUGUUCCUCAUGGUUUCAGCACCGUGUGACAGUGCAAGAUGACUUUGUAAAUGUAAAUAAACUCACACCAGCUGACACAGGGAAAUAUAUGAUGUCUGAUUUGCACGGAAAAAAUAUUGUCACCAUGGCACUAAGUGUAGAAGUGUAUCAGCAAGAGUACAUAGAGUAUGCUGGAAAAAAUGUGGAAAUCUCCAUACCCCACAAGCAGCCAUCUAUCUUACUGUUUCGUCCAACAAUCUUCGGGGAACCUUUUCAGUUGUGUAUUAUACAAAACGGCAGUGGACUAUGCCAUGCUGGCUUUACUGAUUCUAUUUCUGUGGCGAAUAACAAAAUACAAGUGAACGAUCUCACUUCCCAACACCAUGGGAUAUAUGAAUUGAUACACGAGGACCACAAUAUUACUCUGUGCAACAUCUCAGUUCAUAUCAAGGGUCACAAAGAAUCUGUUUCUUUACAACCUGGAGCAGUUCUGAUUAUCAAUUUUUACACCCACACCGCAGUGGUGGUUCAGUUUGUACCCGAAAGUCAUCAGAAGUCGAAACGGCUCUUAGUAAACGGCACCACGAUCCAAGACGGCAACGUUGAGCUGCGCUCGGGAUACCUCAUCCUCAGAAGUGUCACCCCCGCUUAUCAGGGCUACUACCAGGUUUAUGAUUUAAGUGAAGAGCAUCUUUACAACGAGGUUAAGGUCAUUGUGAAAGAGUCAUUAAGCAUCAUGGAGUUUCACCAGGGGUUUGAAAAUACAGAAGACAAAACCUUGCCGGAACCUGAAACUUCUAUGUUCAUUACAGCGAUGGUCCUGAGUGCCUUAAUUAUAGUCACUGCUCUAACUGUCACAGUUGUAUAUGUAAAGGGAACAAAGAGAAGGGGAAAACUGGUAAAGUCCCGCACAGAACCGAAAACAUCCACAGACUUUCACAGGGUCCAGACAGUCUAAAAUCAGUGCUGUCAACAUUAACGCAUUAACGCUUGUCCUUAAUCUGGAAACCUUAACAUAUGGGGCGAUGGUGGUGCAGGAGGUAGUGCUACCGUUCGGCAACCGGAGGGUUGCAGGUUCGAGCCGCGGGUCCUCCCAAAUUGCUCCCGGUGAGCUGGUUGGCGCCUUGCAUGGCAGCCUCUGCCACCG
Molecule: messenger RNA, 1725 nt
Organism: Paramormyrops kingsleyae
Lineage: Eukaryota; Metazoa; Chordata; Actinopteri; Osteoglossiformes; Mormyridae
Source: RefSeq, a predicted model, not a curated record